This is a messenger RNA of Prunus persica (peach), 2139 nucleotides long. RefSeq lists its product as uncharacterized. Lineage: Eukaryota; Viridiplantae; Streptophyta; Magnoliopsida; Rosales; Rosaceae. The transcript has 3 exons. Gene Ontology annotation, molecular function: zinc ion binding. The record is from RefSeq and is a predicted model, not a curated record. The coding region runs from base 1 to 2139 and encodes 712 amino acids.
AUGGAUGAUUCGAGAGUGGCGAAGUGCACCUAUGGUAUUGGAACUUUAAUGCUUAUUUUUACUUCAAUUACUACUUUUGAUUGGGUGUCCAACAAGUUGUGUAGUAGGUUUAAGCUUAAGUUAGGUUAUUUUGAGUUGAGGUACUCUUUUACGGAUUGCUACAAUUGUUUAUUGGAAUCGGAUGAUCAUUUGAAAAUCAUGUUUAUGGUAUGUAGACUGAUGAAGGAUCAAUUAAUUCACAUUGCUGUUAGGGAUAGGGCUGUAGUGAAUCAUGUUCAAACUGUUAAUACGAACAUAAAUGCUUCUCCUUUUUUAUUGGAGGCUGUUCCUAACAAUGACAGUUUUGCACAACAUGAGGAUACAUGUAAAGAUUCAAGUCAAACUGGUAGUAUUGUUGAUUCAAGUGCAGCUUCUUCUUCUUGUUUGAGUAUGGAUUUUGAUGGUAUUAGUAGUGAGUUUGGAAAUGAAUAUUUAGGCAAAUAUGGUAGUUGUGGAGGUCGUAAGUAUUUGUCUACUGAUUGGGAGGGUUAUAUUAGUCAUGAGGGUCAGAAGUUUAAGGGUGGAGUUUGUGAAUUCCGUGAUAAGUUGGCUAAGUACUCGAUUGAGAAUGGUUUUAAGAUGAAGUAUUUGAAAAAUGAGCCUCGUUGUGUUACUGUCGUGUGUGCUAAGAAGGAAUCAAAUGGCUGUGAGUGGCAUGUGCAUGCUGUUAAGUCCAAUGUAAAUGGAAUUUUUUAUAUUAAGAAUUUAAAUAACACACACAGUUGCAAUGGUUUGAUUCGUGAGAAGAGAAAUAAGGCAAUGGGGUCUUGUUUGGUGUCUUCAAUUGUCAAAGAUAAAGUUCGUAGCAAUCCUCUGGUAAGGGCUAUUGAGUUGAUUAUUGAUUUGAAGGAAAAUUAUGGAUUGGAUAUCCCUUAUCAUGUUGCGUGGUAUGGGAAGGAGUCGACUACCAAGGAUUUACAUGGUGAUGAGGAGUUGUCUUAUGCUCACCUGCCUUGGUAUGUGGAUGUUUUGAAGGCCAGCAAUGUCGGAUCUCAUUGUGUGCUUGACUGUGGCGAGGAUGGUUCUCGUUUCCAGCGGAUCUUUAUAUGUUUUAAGGCCUCCAUUGUUGGUUUUCGAUGGUGUAGGCCUAUGCUGUUCAUUGAUGGUACUUUCGCCACAAACAAGUACAAAGGUACUUUUCUAAGUGCUACUGCAAAGAAUGGAAAUAAAGAAGUAUUCGCUUUUGCCUUUGCGAUUGUAUCCGGUGAAACUGUAGACAAUUGGAGGUCAUUUCUGCAAAGGAUAUUUGAAGUCUUGGUGGAUGAAGGUAGGCUACUUACAUUCAUUUCUGAUAGGCAUGGUGCUAUUAUCGAUGCUGUUAGGACUGUUUUUCCUGCUUCUGCCCAUGGUUUUUGUCUAUAUCAUUUGAAAGAGAACUUGGAAAAGAAGUAUCUGCAUUCUGUUGGUUCCUCUUUCAAGGAUCAUAUUUUGUGGCUUUUUUCUAAGUUGUUAUAUGCACCGACUGUUGAGGAAUAUCAAGAUACGUUGAAAAAAUUAAGAGAUGAUGGCGGUUCAACAAUAAUUGAUAAGAUUUUGGUUGAUCUCCCUAUCCAAAAUUUUGCUAAUGCAUUUUUUCCGGGAAAGAGGUAUGGGGAGGUUAGUAAUGCCUUGUCCGAGUCGUUUAAUUCAUGGGUUAAGGAUGUUAUUGAGGAUGAGUUGGAGAAUUUAGCUGCAAAGGGUCGUCAUUUGAGGAUAUGUCACGCGAGUGAAUCUAUAUUUAAAGUUCAUGUUGAUUUUAGUGUUAUGGUCAAUUUGGACGAGAGGUUUUGCUCCUGUUAUCAGUGGCAAUUGCUUGGGUUUCCGUGUCAGCAUGCUAUUCAAGUUAUCCAACAUGCCGGGUUAUGUUUGUACAACUUUGUUGAUGAGUAUUACAAGGCAGACUUUUAUAGGGCUACUUAUGCAACCCUUAUAUUUCCCAUACCUGAUAUUGAGAAGCCUCCUCCUGGAGAUGUUUUUAUUCUACCUCCUCAUAUAAGAAAGCCUCCGAGACAAGCUCCGACAAAACGCUUCAAGUCAAGCAGUGAAACUAAAAGGCAGGUGAAAUGCAAGAGAUGCAGAUCUUGUGAUCUUCAUAAUAGGACUUGCAAGGCUCCUAUUUGA